AUGGACCAAUCAACUCCACCUUCUUCUUCAAAAUCUAAAGAAGAACAUGUUUUGCCACCUAGUAAGAAACGUUUUACUCCUGAGCCAAUGAGGCAUUUACCAAAAGCAGACUUUAGUAAACCAAAAAAUGUUGGAAGGCAAACGGGAAACACUGCUGUACUCACUGACACUCCCAAGAAGAUGCUAAUAGAACAACGUCUUGCUGAUAAAAAGACUAAAAGCAAACGUGCGGAGAAGCGAAAACCUAAAUAUAGUGAAUCCUCAUCAUUGUGCUUAGUUCGUACAAAACAAGCUAUGAAAACUGGUUACAGUGUCGACAGUGUAGAGAAUGGGCACAUUCUAAAUGUGUAA
Molecule: messenger RNA, 351 nt
Organism: Psylliodes chrysocephalus
Lineage: Eukaryota; Metazoa; Arthropoda; Insecta; Coleoptera; Chrysomelidae
Source: the annotation of a GenBank genome assembly